Benincasa hispida (wax gourd) is the source of this 753-nucleotide messenger RNA. RefSeq names its product basic blue protein-like. The record is from RefSeq and is a predicted model, not a curated record. Gene Ontology annotation, molecular function: electron transfer activity. NCBI's taxonomy places the organism in Eukaryota, Viridiplantae, Streptophyta, Magnoliopsida, Cucurbitales, Cucurbitaceae. Gene Ontology annotation, cellular component: plasma membrane.
AUUUGUUUCACAAUAUAGUAAUUCCCUCCCAAAACAAAACCAAAAAAAAAAUAAUAAUAACAAAUUUAAAUAAAAGACUAAAAAAGAAAAAUGGGAAUAAUUAAGGUGGGUGAGGGAAGAGGCAGUGCAGUCGGAAGAGCCGUCGUUGUUGCCGCCGUUAUCGGGUUGGUUAUGAUGUCUCAGUUCGAAAGCGUGGAGGCAGUCGUUUACGUUGUCGGCGAUUCCCGUGGAUGGACUUUUAACGUCCAAGAUUGGCCCAAAGGAAAACGUUUUCGUGCUGGCGAUAUUCUCAAGUUUAAUUACAACCCGACAUUUCAUAACGUGGUGGUGGUGAACCAAGUUGGGUACGCCAGCUGCAGAACUCCGGCGGGUGCGAAAGUGUACAAAUCCGGCAGCGAUCAGAUAAAGUUACCCAAAGGAAAAAGCUUUUUCAUCUGCAACUUCCCCGGCCACUGUGAGUCCGGCAUGAAGAUUGCCGUCGAUGCUCUCUAAAAUUACUUCCCAACGACGAACCCUACCCUUACUCACUUUAUUUACUGCUGUUAAAAUAAAAAGUAAAACUCUGUCGUCCUUUAUUUAUAAUUCAUAUAUUGUGCGUCUUUUGCUUUUUCUAUGCCAACUGUCGUUUCUUUCCUCCACCACAUAAGAUUUUUCUUGUUUUUUUUCCUUUAAUUUUUCUGUAUGUGUUCGAUUUUAGCAAAAUAUUCGAAUUAUUAUAUACCUAAUAAAUUCAAGAAAGUGAUGCACUCCAAA